This is a messenger RNA of Zingiber officinale, 1208 nucleotides long. RefSeq names its product transcription factor TGAL1-like. Gene Ontology annotation, molecular function: sequence-specific DNA binding; DNA-binding transcription factor activity. NCBI's taxonomy places the organism in Eukaryota, Viridiplantae, Streptophyta, Magnoliopsida, Zingiberales, Zingiberaceae. The record is from RefSeq and is a predicted model, not a curated record. Gene Ontology annotation, biological process: regulation of DNA-templated transcription; DNA-templated transcription.
UUGCAGCUUCUGAUUCAAGUGAUAGGUCAAAAGACAAAACACUUGAUCAAAAGACUCUUCGUCGCCUUGCACAAAAUCGUGAAGCUGCUAGAAAAAGUAGACUAAGGAAAAAGGCUUAUGUACAACAACUAGAGAAUAGUAGAGUAAAGCUGACUCAAGUUGAGCAGGAGUUUCAACGAGCUCGUCAGCAGGGUAUUUUUAUCUCUAGCUCAGGAGAUCAAUCACAUAGCAUGGGUGGGAAUGGGGCAUUGGCUUUCGAUGUUGAAUAUGCACGAUGGCUCGAAGAACACAAUCGGCAGAUAAAUGAACUGCGGGCAGCAGUUAAUGCCCAUGCGAGUGAAAAUGAUCUGCGUGUUACCGUCGAUAGUAUCCUCACACACUAUGAAGAAAUAUUUAGGAUCAAGGGCGUCGCUGCCAAGACAGACGUCUUUCACAUGUUAUCUGGGAUGUGGAAGACACCAGCUGAAAGGUGUUUCCUAUGGCUUGGGGGUUUCCGAUCGUCUGAACUUCUAAAGUUACUUGCAAAUCAGCUCGAACCUCUAACAGAGCAGCAAUUGAUGGGGAUAUGCAAUCUCCAGCAGUCGUCGCAACAGGCUGAAGACGCUCUCUCUCAAGGGAUGGAGGCCUUACAGCAGUCCCUAGCAGAAACAUUGGCUGGGUCUCUUGGCCCCUCUGUAUCAUCAGGAAAUGUCGCAAAUUACAUGGGUCAGAUGGCUAUGGCUAUGGGAAAACUUGGAACUCUCGAGAAUUUUCUUCGCCAGGCUGAUAAUCUGCGGCAGCAAACCUUACAACAAAUGCAUCGAAUCUUGACGACCAGACAGUCUGCUCGGGCACUUCUUGCCAUAAACGAUUACUUCUCGCGUCUUCGUGCCUUGAGCUCCCUCUGGCUUGCUAGGCCUAGAGAGUGACAAGCUCCAUGUAUUUGCUUCAGGCAGCUCCAGGCUUCCUGGCUCGAUCUACCGACAUUUCGAUGGUUUCAGUAGAUUCCUAGCUCUAGCAGUAUUGAUGGAUGGAUGGAACGAGGGAGCGCUGAGAGACUCAAUGGAGUUAAAUCAGAUCUUGUAUAGCGAUCAUAGUCCCAUUAUCGUGCCGUGUAACUUUUGAGAGGCAAAAACAAAUGUGCUAAUGUCUUCUCAGGUGAAUAAGAUUAAGGAUAUCUGAUGGAAUAGUGAUUUAUUGGUGAUGACUCGUAAACAAUGACUCUGCAA